UCGCGCUGCUGCUCACCGUAUGCUCGCUCACUGCAAUCUGUGCUGGAGAAGCCGGAGCAGGCUCAGUUACACCUUCAGUAUUAAACCCGGCCCAAAAACGCUUAUGACGCUCGCCACCAAAGGACAGAAAUAACACGAGGUGAGUUCGGACGUACUGUGAUUAUAUAAUUUCAAUACAUUUUGCAUUGUGUAGUUUUACAUCUGAAGAUCCGCGAUUGUUAAAUGCGCGGUCGAUUUCGAAAAGCGGCAUGUUUGCGGAAGUGACCGCGCGGUGCACGAUUAGCCGCCUCUGUUAUUUUCAUAUGUAUGUCUUGUGUUUCCAAAAAAUAUCUUUUACCCUCACGUACAUUUUGGCGAAACGUUAAACGUUUGGAAAAGUGGAAGAUGCUGUUUGGGUUGCCCGUAAACGAAGGGAAGUUGACUAGCCAGCGGACCCGUUUGAAAAAUCAAAAUGGCUGCCAUCUUUGUCGUCUCGGCAAAGAGAUUUAUACCUUUGUUUCUCCGUCUCACAUGUCAGGCAGUCUGAGUAAGUUCAUUUUUAUAUUUAUGUAGUGGAUUAUUGUUCAACGAACCAUCGUAUUAAAAGUGGGGUGUUUGUUUUUACUGGUUUUUAUUUAUUUUGUUACUCACCCAGUAGCGCACUUUUUGACCACGUCAGUGCGGUGGGGGAGGGGAAGUGAGUCUGGCUGGGUGGAGCCUGUAUGAGCAAUGAUACAUUCACUGUGGAUGAAUGACCAAAUGCUUUUUAGUUGCAGUGGAUGCGUGUCAGCUUGCACUCUGGUCUCUUUUUCAACAGUGCUGGGAUGUCACCCAUGCUUCAGGCUCCUGUAACCCUGGUUGGCUGGCCACGGAGACAGGGAGUCCUCGUCUUAAUACUGUCGCUCUCCACAUUAGACUUACUGUUUGGGGGUAAACAUGUUCUCCAAGGGCACCAAGCGUAAGUUUUCCGAUGGUGGUGAAGAGAUAUCGGAAGAAAACCUUAUUGGAGCCAGAAUGGCAUCUUCGUACAGCUUGCAACGGCAGUCGCUGCUGGACAUGUCCCUCAUCAAACUACAGUUAUGCCACAUGCUGGUGGAGCCCAACCUCUGUCGAUCGGUUCUCAUUGCCAACACAGUCAGGCAGAUUCAGGAAGAGAUGACUCACGAUGGCAGCUGGCAGGUGGUCACAGAAGCAUUCUGCAAUGCAGGCCAGAGCCCCUCUGAGCGCUUAGUGGCCACUGAAGUCCUCUGCCGAUCACGGGAGCCGGAUGCAGAGCCUAAGCUUUUAUCCGUCAUCACCUAUGAAGGUUGCAGAGAAGAGGAGGUGGUAGCUGACGAGACAUUGUGCUCCGUUUCAGUUAGCGACGCUGUCUCGAACGUUUGUCUGGCAGGAAGUAUAGGCCAGUGCUGGGAGAAGAAUGAGCUCGUUGAUGUCGAGGGGGACGAAGAGGACCUUGAAGACUCCAGGUUAGGCUCAGGAGAGGAUGAAGAAAUAGAUACAGAAGAUGAGGCUUCCAGGAAGAGUACAAAGACCAUAGGACAAGUUUUUGGAACAUUUGAAAUAAAAAACAGCUCCUCGGGUCCUGACUCUGCACUUGAGGAGUUAUUCUCAGAUGUGGACACAUCCUAUUAUGAUCUGGACACUAUGCUUACAGGCAUGCAGAGUGCGCCCAAGACGGGUCCUUAUGACCUCCUAGACAGCUUGGCACCUUCACAUGGUCCCCCUUCAAUAGUGUCUGCCCCAAAUUGUCGCUCUGAUCUCAAUGAACUUGAUCACAUCAUGGAAAUCAUUGUGGGCUCUUAGUUUAGACCUUGUUUGGAGAUUUCAAUGCUGACUUAUUGUUACUGGCUUUUCAAUUCUGUAUGGAAAGCAAGUUAAAUCUGGAGUCCUUUCAAAGGAUAGCCUUGAUUUAAUGAACUGACCAUAGUUGUUUUAUUUACAUACCCUUUGUAUGUUUUAAUGGUUCUUCUUCUGUAUUUGUCUGUCCAGACAUGCUGUUUUGUUUAAUUUAUUUGUUAUAACACUACAGAGAGCAGAACAAGAUGUAUACAGAAGUUGUAAAGCUUGGGAUAUUUUCAUAUGGAGACAAAAGAUUGUCUAAAAUUUGUACAUAAAUAUAUAUUUUGUACUUUAGAUCCUGCUUGUAAUAUGUCACUGUACAUUCUGUACAUGUUCUACAAAUUGAUUUAAUGGAAGAGAGUAGUUUGUCUUAUAUAACAAUGCAUUCUUCUGUUCAUCAAAGUCCACAAACUGAAGGAACUUCAUUACAUAUUAGAAUAUAGAAAUGGCAAGUAUACAUAUAAUGAUGCAUGUUUUACAUUUACAUGCUCAUUUGCACAGUAUUUUUUUCCUCUCAUGGUUUAAUUGCAGUUGGCUGUCAAUCUGCUCAGCCAUAAGUUUUAUUUGUUGUUCGACCUCAAAGUUCUUAUAUUUGUUUUAUCAACAAAUGAAGAAUAAUGGGCCAGCCCAUUCUAUAUUGUGACUUAAUUUAUUUAAUUUAUUUACUGCAAACGGUGAGUGUUGGCUGUGGUCAAACUCAGGGUGUUUUUUAUCUCUAGAGGAAUUAAUAGGCUUGGUUAACAAAAGCCUUUGCUCAUAUUAAAUUUGGAUCAUGUGGGAAUCGGUCACCAAAUUUGUGCUUGGUCAGUUUAUUUGCAUGAGUUAAACAUUUUAUUAUGGGCAAAUGGCUUGGGUAUGUCUGUUAGACCUUUGGACCCCUCAUACUAAGAAAGCAAGUAUAUUUCUAUGCAUUGAGUGUCAAAACACACUUUCUAUGCAUUAAGUGUUCAAUACGCAAUUAGUACAGUAUUCUUUUUAAAAAUAUACAAUUUUGACUUGUCAACAAGAGAUGGUUUUAUUUUAUCAUGCAUUUCCCCCCUAGUAAAUACUGUAUAUUAUUCGGUUUUGUUUUAAAAUAAGUGGUUGCAUAAACUAUGUUUGUGCAAACCAUGGGUUUACACUUUGAUAACGGUUUUCUUCUGCAUUGUUUCACACUCAAAUUCCAAGAGGAGAAAUGUUUUUUAUUGUAUGAUCUUAAACUAGUAUAGGAUAUAAACAUUUUAUAUGAGCAUUGUAGCUUUUUUAACGUUUUUUAAUAAAAGGUACAACUUAUGAAAAUA
Molecule: messenger RNA, 3098 nt
Organism: Paramisgurnus dabryanus
Lineage: Eukaryota; Metazoa; Chordata; Actinopteri; Cypriniformes; Cobitidae
Gene: cdca4
Product: cell division cycle associated 4
Cellular component (GO): nucleus
Molecular function (GO): transcription regulator activity
Source: RefSeq, a predicted model, not a curated record